UUUUCACUAGAAUUAUAAGACAUGACAUGUUGAAAUGGUUCAGUCUAUCUUUUGCGAGACAAGGAAGAGGUGACGAGAAGUGCACGGUUCAGAUUUCAGCAGCAGGAUAGAAGUUCACAGUUUUUGUAAUUAAAAAAAAAAAUCUUGUUUUCCUGAAUUUGGAUCCGUCUAUCUAUCCAUCUAUCUGUUGAAUCAUCAAUGGUUUUAUGAAAUUUUAGGAUAACUGUUAGAAUAAGCUCGGGUGCCUCUGUAUUACUAUUAACAUACCCAACAAACUACUGGCUUUCCUCAUCACCGCGCAAUCAAAAAAGAAAUCUCUUACUUUGCAGUCUCGCUCUGUAUUCCCAGUCGCAGUAACGCUCUGUGCCAAAAAAAAAACACUUUCAAUCUCUCUCUCUCGAUUACACUUUUGUUUUCCAUUACAUUUUAGUUUCGUUUCCCUCAAUGCAGCCCUUUCCUUAUCGAAAGGCCGCAUGACAAACAAAUUUUCUUCUUUCAACUUAACAGCGUUGCCAAGCGCUCGCGCAGCCAGUUCACUCACUUCAGAGCCAUGCACCCGUGCGCGUUCACCUCGCUGCUGCUGCUAAUCAGCGCAGCUCAAAGCCAAAACGCUGCAUUCAAAUCCAUUAGUGGGUUUCUGGAGUGCAAGAAAGCGCUCAAUGUAUCCGCCUUGGAGGUCCUGCCGGGGGGCGGUUGGGACAACCUGCGCAACGUUGACAUGGGCCGGGUGAUGAAUUUUAACUACUCCCAGUGCCAAACCACAGAGGACGGGGUCUAUCUGAUACCGGACGAGGUGUCUGCGGUCCCGGAGAAGCAGAGCAAAGUGGAGAGCAGCUCCGAGAUCAUUGAGAGCUGGCUGGACCACAGAAGCUCCGUGGCGCAUUCGGUUAACGCGGAGGCCUCUUACUUAUCGUGGGUGAACGGGAAAUUCUCCACGGAGAAUCAAAGGGUGAAGACGCACCAAGUGCAGGACAGAGCGGUGACCGCGAGGGUGCAGGUCAAAAACUUCAUGUACAGUGUGAAGGCCAACCCGGAUUUCACCUUCGAUCCCCGCUUCAAGGAACAAGUACAGGACAUCGCCAACGCCCUGGAGAACAACCAGACAAGGAUGGCAAGCUAUCUGUCCGAAAUGCUGGUGCUCAACUAUGGGACACACGUCCUGACCUCAGUGGACGCCGGGGCCAGCCUCGUCCAGGAAGACUAUCUUCAAUCCUCCUUCGUCACCGACGCCUUCGGAAGAAAGUCCUCCAUCGCGGCUUCGGCCGGGGUCAACUUUUUCAACAAGGUCAACAUCGGGGUGGGAGGUUCCAGCGGUCCAGAGGACAACUUUACCCAGCAGUACGUGGGCAACACCACCUAUUCCCUGACGGAAAGCCACGGAGGAGUCCCGUUCUACCCGGGCAUCACCCUCCAGAAGUGGCAAGAAAAUAUCGGCAACAACCUGGUGGCCAUCGACCGCUCCGGGCUGCCUCUGCACUUCUUUCUCACCCGGGAGACCCUGCCUGGCCUCCCCGAACCGACCAUCCGCAAGCUCUCGAAAACCAUCGACCGAACCAUCCGGACCUACUACCUGAUCAACACCCGUCCCGGCUGCGUCCGUCUGGACUCCCCCAAUUUCAACUUCGAAGCCAAUGUGGAUGACGGCUCGUGCGAGGGAGCGCCCACCAAUUUUACCUUCGGGGGAGUUUUCCAAAACUGCACGGAGCUGAGCUCGGACGCUGGAGGUCUCUGCCAAGCCUUAGAGCAGAAGAACCCGCUGACCGGCGGCUAUUCCUGCCCGGCGCCCUACCAAGCGGUCAAGCUGCGGACCGAGGAGAAGGAGGAAGGCUACAACCGCUACGAGUGCAGCCGACGCUGCCACGGCUGCUGGCUCUUCUUCAAGUGCUGCAAAGACGUCUGCGGAGACGCCUACAGGAUCCGGAAAGCCCGUUUCGACGCCUUCUGGUGCGUUGCCGCCAAGGAUCCAGUCCCGGCGGAUUCCGGAUACCUCUUCGGCGGACUCUACGGCUCUUCCUCCCAGAACCCCCUCACCAAAACCCGCUCCUGCCCCUUCGGGUUCGUCCCGCUCAAACUCCUGGAUGACCUCCGGGUGUGUGUCAGCGAUGACUACGAACAGGCGGCCCGCAACUCGGUCCCGUUCGGCGGGCUCUUCAGCUGCGAAGCCGGAAACCCCUUAUCCGAGGGCUCCCGUCAGAGCUGCCCGAAAGGUUUCAGCCAACACCUGGCGGCGAUCAGCGACGGCUGUCAGGUCCUCUACUGCGUCCGGUCCGGGGAGUUCACCGGGGGUCAGUUGCCGCCUGUCCGGUUGCCCCCUUUCAUCCGCAAGCCUCUGGUUAGCUACGACUCCACCAACACCGUCAUGGUCAUGAGCGAGGGAGAAAUGUCAUGGAUCAAGGACGCCAAGAGCCAGAUGUGGAAACUGGCCAAGCCGGAAGACUUGCAACGGAUGACCAAGCUGCUGGACGCGCAAAGGGAGGGUUUGUCUGGGGGAGCUGUGUUCGGGGUGGUCUUUGGAGUGCUGGUUUCGGCAGCGCUUGUGGUGGGCUUGGUCGUCUACGGGAUCAAUCGAAGGCGUAUUCAGGGUUACGGGGAAUUUAGGGAGACCAGCGACGGGGAGAGAAGUGAGCGGGCUGUGGGAGGGGAGAGUGAAACCCAAAUGGAAAACGAAACCGGUUCCUCCGAUACAAGUCAGAUGCUCCUGGCUUAAUACCAGCGACUCAGGUUUCAGAAAGGUAAUGCGGGUGGUCGAAGUUCUCAUAAUCAUUCCUGAAAUCUGACCAAUCACUUAUAAUACAGCCGCGUGCAAAUGUAUCAGAACACCUCCAGACGUGUCAUCGAUAUCCUUUAUAUACCCACCUGCAUGAAAACACCUCAGGGUGUGAGAAUUUCAAUCUCCGCUCAGUAAUCAGCGAUAUAGAAACAACAGGUGCUUGUGUGCGAAAAUGUCAGACCGCUCUGUGCUUUAAUCAGGCGUCUUAAACAACUUCUAAAAAGUCUCCUGCGUUUGACAGCAUGUGGCUCUGUGUUCCUUUUCUCUGACUGUUUGAAAGGAAUUGCACUUGUGGCAUAUUAAAGUCAUCAAAUAAAUGGGAGAAUCGCUAAUCUGCCUGACAAUUUUCCAGUUCCAGUGGUUUUGAUUUCACACGCACAGUAAAUCAAAACUACAGAAGCAAUGGGGUGUUCGAAUACAUGUGCACACGGCUGUCGGUCUCAAACAUGCGGUUUUGAAAGACCUUUUUCUUUAUUAACAUCAUAAGCUUGCCAUAAUAACUAAAACCUCUCUAAUUUGCCAAGCAUCACGAAUAGACUUAACUUAAUAUCAGUAUGAACUUAGCCUUACACUAAUAAAGGAUUAGCACUAGAAUCUUAUAACCUUUAAUGUAUCACAGUUAGGGAACUGCAACACUGGUGAAGGCAUUGAUUGGAACUAUUAUUAGUUAUUUUUAAUUAACGAAUCAUUUAGCAGACGCUUUUCUCCUAAGCAACUUACAGAGACUAGGAGGGUGAACUCUGCAUCAUCAACAACUGCUGCUGCUGCAGAGUCACUUCCAAUAGGAGCUCGUUUGUUUGACAUCUCAUCUGAAGGACGGAGCACAAAUUAUACUUAUGAAGGAAUCAGCUGAAAUGUUUCACUUUUGUCAAGAAGUGUCCACUUCUCUCUGUCUACUCAGUCUGUCUCCACUUCCAUACUGUGUGUUCUCAGGUCCUGGUUUCCUAGCUGCUCUUCAAGUGUUGUUUUGGGUUGACUGUGUCGAAUCCUUUUAAGAGUUUAACAGACUUCAAUCCUCUAUCUCCCUGAUUCUGUCAUUUGUACAGCUGUUCUGCUAUAAAAAAUAAUAAUAAAUGAC
This is a messenger RNA of Acipenser ruthenus (sterlet), 3848 nucleotides long. RefSeq names its product macrophage-expressed gene 1 protein-like. Bases 551 to 2707 code for a protein of 718 amino acids. Lineage: Eukaryota; Metazoa; Chordata; Actinopteri; Acipenseriformes; Acipenseridae. The record is from RefSeq and is a predicted model, not a curated record. Gene Ontology annotation, biological process: defense response to bacterium. The transcript has 2 exons.